Molecule: messenger RNA, 1520 nt
Organism: Equus caballus (horse)
Lineage: Eukaryota; Metazoa; Chordata; Mammalia; Perissodactyla; Equidae
Gene: ACAT2
Product: acetyl-CoA acetyltransferase 2
Biological process (GO): fatty acid beta-oxidation
Cellular component (GO): mitochondrion
Molecular function (GO): acetyl-CoA C-acetyltransferase activity
Source: RefSeq, a predicted model, not a curated record
GGCGGCUCCGCCCUCUGUCCGCCCGCGGCCCGGCGGGGCUCUGCCUCACUCGCUAGCGACUCGGGGCCGACAGCAGCACGAGAAGCAGUCGGGCGGCAGGAUGAGUGCAGGCUCAGACCCCGUGGUCAUCGUCUCGGCGGCGCGGACCAUCAUUGGCUCCUUCAAUGGUGCCUUGUCCACCGUGCCCGUCCAUGACUUGGGCUCGACUGUCAUCAAAGAAGUCCUGAAGAGGGCCGCCGUGGCCCCUGAAGACGUGUCAGAGGUCAUCUUUGGACACGUUUUGGCAGCAGGUUGCGGGCAGAAUCCUGUUCGACAAGCCAGUAUGGGUGCAGGGAUCCCCUACUCUGUUCCAGCUUGGAGCUGCCAAAUGAUCUGUGGGUCAGGCCUGAAAGCUGUGUGCCUUGCAGCCCAGUCGAUAGCGAUCGGAGACUCCAGCAUUGUGGUUGCAGGAGGCAUGGAAAGUAUGAGCAAGGCUCCUCACUUGGUUCACUUGAGGACAGGAGUCAAGAUGGGAGAAACGCCACUGACUGACAGUAUCCUCUGCGACGGGCUUACAGAUGCAUUUCACAACUAUCAUAUGGGCAUUACAGCUGAAAAUGUAGCCAAAAAAUGGCAAGUGAGUAGAGAAGAACAGGACAAGCUUGCAGUUCUGUCCCAGAACAGGACAGAGAAUGCACAGAAAGCCGGCCAUUUUGACAAAGAGAUUGUACCAGUUUUUGUAUCUUCCAGAAAAGGUCGUAUUGAAGUUAAAACAGAUGAGUUUCCUCGCCAUGGGAGCAACCUAGAAGCUGUGUCUAAGAUGAAGCCUUACUUUCUCACCGAUGGCACAGGAACAGUCACUGCAGCUAAUGCUUCAGGAAUAAAUGAUGGUGCUGCAGCUGUGGUUCUUAUGAAGAAGUCUGAAGCUGAUAAUCGUGGGCUUACCCCUUUAGCACAGAUAGUUUCCUGGUCACAAGCAGGCGUGGAGCCUUCCAUUAUGGGAAUAGGACCAAUUCCAGCAAUAAAGCAAGCUGUCGCAAAAGCAGGCUGGUCACUGGAGGAUGUUGACGUAUUCGAAAUCAAUGAAGCCUUUGCAGCCCUCUCCAUUGCGAUAGCUAAAGAACUGGGAUUAAACCCAGAGAAGGUCAACGUUGAAGGAGGGGCUAUAGCCUUGGGCCAUCCUCUUGGAGCAUCUGGCUGUCGGAUUCUUGUUACUCUGUUACACACACUGGAGAGACAGGGCGGCCAUCGUGGUGUUGCUGCCCUCUGCAUUGGGGGUGGGAUGGGAAUAGCAAUGUGUGUUCAGAGAGGAUGAAAUUGCUUAAAUGUCAUGCUUAAACUAACCUUGAACCUUAUUUGUUUUUAAACAAGAUACUAAGCUAUAAUAUGUGAAGUCAGAGGACCAAAGUGAGGACGGAAACCAUCUCCCACCUCACAAGAACCCAGGCUUGACAGCUUGUUGUACUUUAAUUAUGUAAUACUCGAGGUACAAGACAAUUGCAUCUAACAUUGUUAUAAAUAAAAGAGAAUCAGAUCAGCCA